AUGGGAAGUGCCGCCAGAAGACGUGCAAGAUUGGCGCAACAGCAACAACAAAUCAAUUUGAUCAAUACCGUGAAUAGACAAAUACGUGGACGUGGUGUGUCGCGUUUUGGACAGCUAGUCAGUGAUCAGCCAGUGGUUUAUGAACGUCAAACAAUUGAGCCAAUGAACUCGGCGAGAAUGGGAAGCACAACGCAGUUCGUUCGUCAACUGGCCACAAUGCCGAUGCAACGCCAGCGAGGAAUGGUGCAAAGAGAAGUGAUCGUCGAGGAUGAC
Messenger RNA from Anisakis simplex (herring worm), 273 nucleotides. The record is from the annotation of a GenBank genome assembly. NCBI's taxonomy places the organism in Eukaryota, Metazoa, Nematoda, Chromadorea, Rhabditida, Anisakidae.